AUGUCGGCUAUCGUAGACAUCCAGUGCGUUCUCGGGGCUGACAAUAAAUAUAUGAUAAAAGAAAUGUCUGUGGUGGACACGGAAACAUGGGCGUGCCAACACUGGAUUUUCAAGAAUUCCAACUCUAAACAGGACAAUAAGAGUCGGAAAACGAACAAAUGGCUUGAACGUAAUUAUCAUCAACUAUCUCUGGAAUAUGGUGAUGUCGAGUACGAGGAGCUCGGUCGGGUAUUGAAUUCACUGAAGUUCGACUGUAUUUACGUGAAGGGUGAGCAGAAAAAACAACUUCUCAUGGAACAUAUUCCACACGUUGCACUCGUCAACAUCGAAGAUAUGGGUUGUCCUCGAUUGGAUCAAAUAUGUGGUGGUGGUGAUAUGACUCUACCCUGCUGUAUUUUUCACAUGGAGUUCAACCCCAAACAAUGUACGUUCUACAAAGUUUUCGCCAUACGUAAAUGGUUUAUAAAUAAUUCUUAA
Molecule: messenger RNA, 477 nt
Organism: Macrosiphum euphorbiae (potato aphid)
Lineage: Eukaryota; Metazoa; Arthropoda; Insecta; Hemiptera; Aphididae
Source: the annotation of a GenBank genome assembly